UGUUCGCGUACUGUGUGGCAGGUCGGCUCCUCGACAGAUGGGGCGCUGUUUUACUGUAUCCAUCGUUUCUGUCGGAAAAUUACUGGCAAAAUGUGUGCUUCCGCGCAGCCAACACAUCAAACAAAGAACAAAGAUUCUGCAACCUGGGUGCUUAGGUUUUUCUCUUUUAUUUUCAACAAGUGUAACCAACCAGUUAUGCAUCUCAGGUAGCGCUGCAACGUUUUUUUUUUAAAUUCCCGUCAGUGUCAUUUGGACAAACGCCCGUUUCCUCUAACAAAGAUACAGACUGUUUGAGCUCGCAAUGACAAUGUCGACUGCCAUGGACUUCCAUUCACAGAUAGCCUCCAUCAUGGAGAUGCUAGCUAACGCGGCCGUCGCAGAAAUUUGCAAAGUUGUGGACGACGGAUACGCCGUGGUCCAUCUGGAAAUGUCUCGGAGCCAGAAGGAGAACGAGUUCCUGCGGCGUAAAAUCAAACUGCUGGAGCUGCAGGUCACCAGGUACCGAGCGGAGAGAGUGAAGGGAGCGGAGGGCUCCAUCAGCAGCCGCUUCCCCGGGGUCCGCCUCCUCAACCGGCACAACAGGGAUACACUGGCUGGCCCCUCCCUGCAGGGCAGGACCAGGUUUCUGAACAGAGGUCCAGGGGCUCAGCAGUCUGUGCAGAAGACCCAGCCCAUCAACCUGGACCAGGACCCUGAUCAGGAGGUCGUCACCACCACCAAAACAGAGUCAGCAGAGCCUGAAGAGGAGGAGGAGGGGGAGCUCCUGAUCAUCAAGGUGGAGGGAGCGUUGGAGACCGGCACAAACGGUGACACUGGCUCAAAGGAUGCCCGACCAGCCAGACAUCACAGCAAAGUGGAGGGCCACAGAUGUAUGAAAAACACCAGCAGCCCUCAGAGCAAGGAGGAAGAGAUGGAGGAAGUGCAAGGUGACGCUGCAGAGAAACACAGUCCUUCCCAAACGCUGCUGGAGUGGCAGGAGAGCAACAAGACCGAACCUAUGGAGCAACCAUCUUGUUCCACAUUCUCACCAGAAACCGUAUCAAGAAAGUCAUCAUUUAGCCAAAUAAAGGCAAACUCUGUCUCCGGUUUCCCCACUGCUCCCAAAACUGACCAGACAAGUGCUGCAUCUAAGCUCGAUGUAAUUGUAAUCAACUCGCUUCCCUAUGAAGUGGAGGACAGCUGCAGUGCAGCAUUGUUGUCUGUACGAGGUGGCCAUGAGGAAGAAGACAUAACACCCCUCGGAGAUCAGGGCAAUGCAAGUGAGAGGUCACAGUAUCAACCGCUGCUGUGUAUUCAAAUCAACGAGCCACCCACUGAGGUGAUGUUUGAAGAUAACAGAGCCUACAGUAAUCACAUUUCUACCUUUAACAACCCCCCUGUUGCCAUGGAGACAGUGGACUCCCAACAACAAAUGCAUUCAAAUAAGCAUUCUUGGUCUGGAGUUCAGCAAACAGAUAAUUUCCCCAAUCAAAACCAGCUUUAUCAACAAUCUAUCAGUCAGGACCAAGAGUCUGGCUCAAUGCAGCUGCAGCCCUGCCUCCCCUAUGCCUGCACCUUCUGCUCACGCCGCUACACUCACCAGUGCCAGCUGCGCAUUCAUGAGCGUGUCCACACAGGGGAGAAGCCGUACCAGUGUGUCCAGUGUGGGAAGAGCUUUGGCCAGUUUUGCAGUCUCAAGCGCCACCAGAUGGUCCACACGGGGGAGAGACCAUUCCCCUGCCCCCACUGCGGCAAGCAAUUCUCCACUUCCACCAACCUGAAGGUCCACCAGAGCGUCCACACUGGGGAGAAGAGAUUUCACUGCUCCAAGUGUGACAAGAACUUCUCCUUCCUCAGCAACCUCAUCAGGCACCAAGCUCUACACACUGCCAAGUAGAGGAUGUUACAAAAGAACCAGUGGGAUUCACUUGUAUAUAAUAUAAUGCAGUCCAGGUCAACACCACAACCAUCUAAGGCUAUGUUCAGGUGUUCACAUUAUUGUGUCCACUCCCUGUUGAUGUGCUUCUCACAGCAUUUGGUCAUUAUGUCUUUUCAUAUUUGAAAUUUACUGCCUCUGGUUAUUAUUUUAUAACCAGACAAUGUUAUUAUAUUGUUGGGAAGUAUCCAUGCUACUAUUUUUUUCCUUUUGAUUUAUUUUGGAAAACGUUCGGAAAGUCUUGACAAGCAUUCCUGGUCAAUAAAAAUGUUUUUGAAAAAUGA
Thunnus maccoyii (southern bluefin tuna) is the source of this 2199-nucleotide messenger RNA. RefSeq names its product zinc finger and SCAN domain-containing protein 2-like. The record is from RefSeq and is a predicted model, not a curated record. Gene Ontology annotation, biological process: regulation of transcription by RNA polymerase II. The transcript has 5 exons. Gene Ontology annotation, molecular function: DNA-binding transcription factor activity; RNA polymerase II cis-regulatory region sequence-specific DNA binding. NCBI's taxonomy places the organism in Eukaryota, Metazoa, Chordata, Actinopteri, Scombriformes, Scombridae. Bases 302 to 1876 code for a protein of 524 amino acids.